CCUUGUAUUGAGAUGAAUCUGAGUUUCAGAUCAGUUCUUUAUCUUGGUUAUUAAUGUUUAGGUAGAAAGUGUAAGUGGAAAUAAGCAGUACAGAAAUCCGUGGAAACCUGAGCGUUACAUAUGUGCUUAAUAAACAUUAUAUUUCAGAUUCCAUAUAUCCCCCCUGAAUGAACUUGUGUUCAUUCAGCUACAAGAGCAUUAGUGAGGUCAGGAGCUGAUCUGGCAUGUAGUCAGAGGUCGGUGAUCUGUGCAGUCGUUCUUCCAUUCACAGCUUGGGAAGGCAUGUCUUCGUGAAGCUUGUUUUUGUACAGUGACGUUAUUCAGGAACAGGUUUGGGCCCAGGGAAGGGAAACUGUCAUGUUGCAGCACACAAAAAGAUGUACGGAGAUGGUGGCAGGUGUCUAUAAACUUGCUCAUGCGUCUGCAUAUUCUUGAGGAUCAUCAUUGUUUCGUCUGACUGAGGGUUGCAGCUGCCUGGAGCCUAUCCCAGGAGAUUUAGAGCAAUGGGGUACACCCUAGACUGGUAUGCAUGGCCUACAUGCUGCUGAAUAAAAACUGAGCCGUGCACAAGGAAGGGCCAAGCCAGUCUCAGUCUGCUGUAGUGAAAGAGAGCACGAGACAGAAAGAUGGCUGUGCAGAACAGGAAUGCAGUGUUUGUCCUGUCAGGGAGAGAGCGCGGAGCUCGCAUUUUGGGAUCCCAGCGGCUCUUGCAGCAGCUUGUGGAGGACAGGACACGCUGGAUGAAACUGCAGAGUCAGAAGGUGGAACUUCCUGAUAAUCCUCGCUCAACCUUCCUGCUGGCCUUCAGCCCAGACAGGAAUCUCAUGGCUUCCACUCAUGUCAACCAUAACAUUUACAUCACGGACGUGAAAACAGGAAAGUGCCUGCACUCUCUAGUGGGUCACCGACGGACCCCAUGGUGUUUGACUUUCCAUCCAACAAUUCCAGGCUUGGUGGCCUCAGGGUGCCUUGAUGGAGAAGUGCGCAUCUGGGACUUACAUGGUGGUAGUGAGAGCUGGUUCACAGAAGGAAACAUAGCCAUUGCAUCCUUGGCCUUUCACCCUACAGCCCAGCUUCUACUUAUUGCAACCAACAACGAGCUGCACUUCUGGGACUGGAGUCGGCCUGAGCCCUUCGCUGUAGUCAAGACUGGCAGUGAGACUGAGCGUGUCAGACUUGUAAGAUUUGAUCCUCUUGGACACAAUCUUCUGACGGCUAUCGUGAACCCAACUAACCAACAGAACGAUGAAGAUGCUGAUGUUCCCAUGGACAGCAUGGAAAUGGCCCUGUUUCGCCAGCGUUCUGUGCUUCGCUCCCCUCCUGUUCGCCGCACUCCAAUUUUGCACAACUUCCUACACAUUCUGUCGUCUCGCUCCUCUGGAGGAACAGAACCCCGUGAACCUACUCCCAGCAUGCCUCUGUUUCAGUAUCCCGGGCGGAGUGAGCUAGCAGAUCGACCGCCUCAGCAGAGCUGCACUCAGCACCUGGGGCUUGGUUGCCUGUGCAGUCGCUGUGCCGCCACGUCUCGCAACGUUCAGGCGCCAUCUGUUGCGCAGCCUACAGAAUCUGUCCACUCUCACACUCAUCCGCACCCACAGCCUCCCAACCAAUCACGUCCUUCCACAGACAGGCCCUCCGCUUUUAGCAGUGUGCAUGGUGGCAGUGCAGGGAGCUCGCUGCACCGGGGCCUGUCCUCUCUCAGAACUAGCAUGCCUUUGGGUAGCACUCCAGAACCCUCCACUAGGUUGACAAGCAGUGAUUGGUCCAGUAGCUUGCUAGGCACUGGUUCUGGAGCUACGCUAGGCGAGGCAGCAGUAGGUAUUGUGGGAAGGGGGCUAGUACCCCCUCCUAGGACCAGCUCCUCUUCCGUUGGUCUGCACUCUCUGCAUAGGUACCCCGACAGCUCUUCCUCUUCGCCCAUCUAUACAUCGGCCACCGAGGGCCGUGGUCUAGGACUGCCUGGCACUGACCCCAGGCAGGGCAGAGCCACCGACGAAACCAGUAGUGGGCAUCACCCAUUUUAUGACAAUUCCCAGCGGAACAAUCCAGCCUCUAUUCGUAAUGUCCUACAGUGCAACCUGAGCCGCUACUUCAUGGAAUAUGAGCGUAUGCAGGAUCUGGAGAGAGCAGGUUCUAGCCGGGAAGCAGGCGCACAGGGCCCCAUGCAGGACCUGCUAUCCAGCAAUGUGGACUCGGAAAGAGCAGGUCCAUCACAUCGAAACUCAGCCUAUGUCGGUGAUGGCACCAGCAGCUCCAACCUACACCACAACCACCCUAACCGCUGCCGCUCAUGCCACAACCUCCUCACCUUCAAUCAUGACACUCAGCGUUGGGAGCGUUCAAGCCAAGCUUCUUCUGCCUCAGCUCAGGAGGGUCCUCAGUGGCAGAUGCCCAUACCUGCCUUCGAGGUACCUGCACAGAGCACAAGGGAAGAGUCUCAUACCACGGAAGUGGGGCAGCAGCCUAUGCAGGGCCAACAGCCAAUGGGUCUGGUGUAUAAUCAGGACACAGGCCAGUGGGAAAGAGUGUAUCAGCAGGGCACAGCCAACUCAGCCACUGAAGCAGCACAAGAAGCCUUAAACCCAGAUGUGCCUGUGGACAAUACCGAUGAGGACUCGCUUAGAAGGAGGCUUUUGGAGUCAUCACUAUUUCCUUUCUCCCGGUACGACAUGUCCGGUUCGCGUGAUCAUCCUAUUUACCCAGAUCCUGCCAGGUUAUCUCCAGCGGCAUAUUAUGCCCAGAGGAUGAUUCAGUAUUUGUCUAGGAGAGAAAGUAUUCGUCAGCGUUCCUUACAGAAUCGCCUGCGCACGCUAUCCACAUCCUCUGACAACCAGGCGGGCAAUCCCUCCUCCACACCAGCAGAGGGCAGUGAUGCUGACUAUGAGGAUAUAGAAGAGCCUGGAGACCGGACAAGACACAGAAUGCCUCGCAAUGCACGAAUGUCAGCUCCCUCUCUCGGUCGCUUUGUGCCAAGAAGGUUCCUGUUGCCUGAAUAUCUUCCUUAUGCUGGUAUUUUCCAUGAGAGAGGUCAGUCAGGCCUGGCAACCCACUCAUCAAUUAAUCGAGUAUUAGCAGGGGCUUCAAUUGGUGACGGCCAGUCUGCGGUAGCCAGCAACAUCGCCAACACCACUUACAGACUGCAGUGGUGGGAUUUCACCAAGUUCGACCUGCCUGAAAUCAGCAAUGCGUCUGUAAACGUGCUGGUUCCACACUGUAAGAUCUAUAAUGACGCUAGUUGUGAUAUAUCAGCCGACGGGCAGCUACUGGCUGUUUUUAUACCCAGCAGCCAGCGGGGCUUUCCUGAUGAAGGUAUCCUUGCUGUCUACUCUCUCGCCCCUCACAACUUGGGAGAGAUGCUCUACACAAAGAGAUUUGGUCCUAAUGCAAUCUCUGUGAGCCUGUCUCCAAUGGGUUGCUAUGUGAUGGUGGGCCUGGCCUCACGUCGGAUCCUGCUCCAUCCUACCACUGACCACAUGGUGGCACAAGUGUUCCGUCUGCAGCAGCCUCAUGGAGGAGAAACCUCGAUCAGGAUGGUGUAUAAUGUCGUGUACCCCAUGGCUCCAGAUCAGCGCAGACAUGUGAGCAUUAACUCGGCUCGCUGGCUGCCUGAACCUGGUAUGGGUCUGGCCUACGGGACCAGCAAGGGAGACCUGGUCAUCUGCAGACCUGUUGAUUAUCGUAACGAGGGAGACAGCAGCACUGAUCAGAACUCGGAUCCUCUAUUUACUGCCAGUAGCAGUCGGACACGUGGAGUGGAACGAACAAGCAGGUCUGGCUGGCGAUUGGACAGAGACAUGGGACUGAUGAGUGCUAUUGGUCUGCAACCCCGUCAGCCUGCCCCCUCCGUCACCUCCCAGGGUACACAGACACCUGUGGUGCGUCUACAGAAUGCAGAGACACAAACGGAGAGAGAGCUGCCCUCGACGAGUGCGUUUCACACAAUACACGUACAACGACAUUUGGCUGAGACUAAUGAAGUGCAGACCGCCAGUACAGAAACACUCCCACUCAGCGAGCCACCAGACACAGUGGCCCAUGGAGCAGCUUCUCACGAUCCCACUACCCACGCUGACUCGCUGAACUCCAACCACGGCGAGUCCCAGUCAGAUCCUGGCCCUGGUGAAGAUGCCCUUUCUCGGAUCCGGCGUCUGAUGGCUGAAGGUGGGAUGACGGCGGUGGUCCAGAGAGAACGCAGCACCACAAUGGCCUCUAUGGGAGGCUUCGGCAACAACAUCGUGGUGAGCCAUCGCAUUCAUCGUGGCUCACAGACACCAGCAGGAGCAGCACAGGCGAGUAACCCAGGACCUUCAGGAGAAAACAGCCACGAUGCAAGACUAGACAUGCUCCCUUCUGGUACUACAGACAAUCCUGCUCAGUCUGGGUCUUGCGGUGGCACUCCUCUAUCUGAAAUCCGCUCUAGGUCCUCGCCCUCCUCUUCCGGUCCGGGUUCAGUAGUUUUGGAGUCCCUCGCCAUGGAGGACAUGGUGGAGGACGGUCAGAACGAAGAACCCGAUCCAUCCUCCAGGAGUGGGUACUUAGCUAACAUCAGUAACAACAACAACAACAGCAACAACAAUGGGAGUAACAGCAGAAAUUACCCGGAUGACCUGUACAGCAGAUAGUGCUUCCUCCCGCUGUCUUACACGUACUUUGGUGGAGUGGGUUGAUUUGGAUUUGGCAAGACGUGAAGGGUUCUCUGUCAGAACCUGAGAGAAUGAGCCCCUGAGGUGAACCUGUGUGCCUGUGUUUUGCCUCCUCCUGCUUUGGCCUUAUGUGCAGAAGUAAGAGUGCCAAAUUUCCACUUUGUCUCACUUCAGAGGAGACAACAGCCUCUCUACAAAUAUUUCACGGGGAAUGUCUUUAUGGAAAGCCAUUGUUGUUGCACUUGGUCCUUGCACUUCAGUUGGGUUUUGCUUCCUUUGAAAUGUGUCUCAGACUUUUGAGCAUUCCAUCGCCAGAAAGGGCUUCUACUUGAGUCAUUCUUGUACUGGGGUACAAAGUCAAUGCGGUUUGGUUUACUGCUCCUUCAUGGAGCCAUCAUGGUUACCAGUCGAGUUUCAGACAUGAUUGCAGAAAACAUGCUGGCUUCACUGGGCUCAUGGGUGAUGCGUUCUUUUCAAGUGAUUUCAAUUUAUUCUGAGGAAUUGGAGGAAAUUUUAAUGGAUGCUGCUGCCUAUAAAUCCUGUAAUAAGCAGAUUCAUGUUUUUCUCUUUUCGUUUGCCGAGAAGAGAUUAUAAUCGCAGCAGUAUAAUCCACACAAAUGCGCCACAGUUUCAACUGAUAUGAUUGAGGAAGGAAGGAGAGUUUAAAGCAGCCCAGAUGUUCAUUGUUUUAUAAUUAUGGCUUUUAUAUUUCUGUAUUGGCAAAUGCAUUUUAUUUAUUACCUUGGAUAAUCCAAGUUUAUCAUCAGUUAAGCUAAGACAGAAAUAUCUUGUCCACCAUCAUGGAGGGCCACAAAAACAAAUAUCACCACAUCAAUGUCUGUAUCAGUAUCUGAGCCGAGUUCAUUUAAAUCGCGCUUUGUUCCCCUGAAACAUGCUGCUUGUACUCACCUGUGUUCAGCCUAGGACGCUAACGGUUUGUUUUGAUGCCACCAGUCACAGCAUGCCUGUGCCACCUCCAGUGGCAGCUAGUGUCUGUUUGCACUAAACAUCCUGGUUUCACUCCAGACUUUCAAUGUGGGGAAUGACUGUCAGGACAUAUGCCCUAAAACAAGCCUGGGUAAAGAGUUAUACUUGAAUUAAACAUAUAGUGGAAUAUCUCUAAGGAGCUGGCCAGUUGUUGUAAAAAAAAAAAAAAAAGGCCUUAAACCAGCAAAUUGAACUUAAUCACUGAACAGAGGGCAUGUGCUUGUGCGUGCGUGUACUACUGUGCAUGAGGUUGUGUCACAAGUAAGUGUAGCAUUUCCAAUCAAGAAAAUGACUUGAAAGUUAAUAUGUGCUUGUUUUUAGGUAGAUCAGUUUGCUCCGUCUGUUCCUGCGCUUCUAAAGCUACGAGUACUUCCGAGUCACCUCUGUCCUGUGCGGGGGGUCGAGCUCGACCCCUUAUGGGUGUAACAAAAGAAGCGCAGAGGUAGGCUUUCCCAGGUUCUCAGUGCUUUAAGGCGAACACAUGAAGCACAGAACAUCCUAGCUCGUUUUUAUUUGGUGUCUAAAUGGCUUUUAACAGUUUGGGUCAUUUUUGUGCCCCAUGAUAGCCCCGCUUUUAGCUGACUAAUAUUUAUCCCUAGUUUAUGACGUCAUCAUAACUGCUGAGGCACCCCACCUUCUCAUUUCUCUGCUAAGUCUUGAUGUUCGAGACUCAGUGUUAAACUGCUUUUUCUUAAGGAACAAAAACUGAGUAAGAAGGGUGAAUUCUUGACAAAGUAAUAGACAUGUGUUUAUCCAUUUGAUGCUUGGAGUGGUUUUGAUUGUUAUUGUUUAAAAUAUUAACUGAAAUCUCAUCUCUGGUGCUGUUUGAUUUUUUUUUUAUUAUUAUUUUACACUUUAUAUGGUUAGCCCUGUUUAUUCAUUGAAGACACUGAAUUAUAAUGUAUUUUUUUGUUUCCCCAAAACACUGUUACUGAUAACUGAUUUCAGUAGGGCAUGACUGUAAUAAGGGAGAUGAGGACAUCUGCUUUUAUUUGAUGUCACUCUGUAUACUGUAUUUUUGUUGGUCUGAUAAAUCUACUCAUAGAUAUCAAAUGUUUGUAGUUUUUUUUUCGUUUUUUUUCCCAAUGCAUUUUGCCCACAUCAGAUGUCUUAGAAAUACAGUAUCUCUCUCUCUCUCUCUCUCUCUCUCUCUCUCUCUCUCUCUUUCACUCUCUCUCUCCCCCACACACAUGCACACUGCUCUUUUUCUUUCUCUUCCUUUCUUGGUCAUAUUUUAUUAGCAUUUUAGGUUGUCUUAUGACACUUUGGUUAACUGAAGCAUACGAAACUAAGGAAUAUACCAGCGAUAUAAAACCUGGUGUAACAUUACAGACAGACAUUAGCGACUCUGUGCCAGUUUUGGUAAUCUCACUGCUGGGUCAGUGCUGAAGAAGUCAAAGGUAUGGGAAAAGCAGGAUGUGAAAAUUCCCCUUAUCCAAUUGUGUGAGAAGUGUCUUAUCAAGUACAGAAGUGUGAAGUUAAGUCUUUAGCUACAGUAGGGGUUAGGUGUUUGCUGAACAAAGUGCUAUUGGACGCCAAAGAUCCAGUGUUACAGUGGUUGAAAAGAGGUCUAAUAAAAUGGGAAUAUUGAAAAAUC
Clarias gariepinus (North African catfish) is the source of this 7227-nucleotide messenger RNA. RefSeq names its product autophagy/beclin-1 regulator 1b (gene ambra1b). Bases 627 to 4622 code for a protein of 1331 amino acids. The record is from RefSeq and is a predicted model, not a curated record. NCBI's taxonomy places the organism in Eukaryota, Metazoa, Chordata, Actinopteri, Siluriformes, Clariidae. Gene Ontology annotation, cellular component: intracellular membrane-bounded organelle. The transcript is spliced from 20 exons. Gene Ontology annotation, biological process: autophagy. Gene Ontology annotation, molecular function: protein binding.